Messenger RNA from Penicillium macrosclerotiorum, 1554 nucleotides. RefSeq names its product anthranilate synthase TRP2 (gene trpE). The record is from RefSeq and is a predicted model, not a curated record. The transcript is spliced from 4 exons. NCBI's taxonomy places the organism in Eukaryota, Fungi, Ascomycota, Eurotiomycetes, Eurotiales, Aspergillaceae. Gene Ontology annotation, biological process: L-tryptophan biosynthetic process. The coding region runs from base 1 to 1554 and encodes 517 amino acids. Gene Ontology annotation, molecular function: anthranilate synthase activity.
AUGGCUCCUCCGAUCGCCAAUGUCCCGACGCUCGAGACGGCGCGAGAGGUUAUCUCGCAGUCGAGGAACUCUCCAUUCGCCCCGAACCUGCUGCCGGUGACAGCUUCAAUCCCUGCCGAUCUCCUGACGCCGACAUUAGCGUACUUGAAGAUUGCCGAGAGUUCGCGCAUGUCAUUUUUAUACGAGAGUGCAGCAACUACCGAGACUAUUGGACGGUACAGCUUCGUUGGCGCUGACCCUAAAAAAGUUAUCAAGACCGGCCCUGGCCAUGGCCCCGCCGCUGACCCUCUCCCCAUCCUCGAGGCCGAGCUUUCACAGUCCCGUGUCGCCUCUGUGCCCGGUCUUAUCCUUCCGCCACUCACCGGUGGAGCUAUCGGCUAUGUAGGCUAUGACUGCGUCCGAUACUUCGAGCCGAAGACAGCCCGGGAGAUGAAGGAUGUGCUCGGCGUGCCAGAGUCCUUGUUCAUGCUAUUCGACACCAUUGUUGCUUUCGACCAUUUCUUCCAGACCGUCAAGGUCAUCACCUACGUGCCGAUCCCUGCCAAUGACGCUGAUAUCGAGACUGAGUACCGCAAGGGCCAGGAGGUCCUCCAGAAAACCAUCGACACGUUGCUUCAGGACCGCACACCUUUGCCCCCACAAGGGCCCAUCAUCCAGAACCAGGAGUACACCUCCAACAUCGGCCAGGAGGGCUACGAAGGUCAUGUCAACCGGCUGAAGGAGCACAUCAAGAAGGGCGAUAUCUUCCAGACUGUGCCCUCCCAGCGACUCUCCCGGCCAACCUCUCUCCACCCCUUCAACCUCUUCCGCCACCUCCGCACCGUUAAUCCCUCCCCAUACCUUUUCUACAUUGACUGCCAAGACUUCCAGCUCGUCGGCGCCAGCCCCGAGCUCCUCGUCAAGGAAGAUCGCGGCCGCAUUAUCACCCACCCCAUCGCCGGCACUGUCAAGCGCGGCAAGACCCCUGAGGAAGACACUGCGCUGGCCAACGAGCUGCGCAGCAGCCUCAAGGAUCGUGCCGAGCAUGUUAUGCUGGUUGAUCUGGCCCGUAACGACAUUAAUCGCGUUUGCGACCCGAUGUCUACACAGGUCGACCGGCUGAUGGUGGUCGAGAAGUUCUCGCACGUACAGCACCUGGUGUCGCAAGUAUCAGGCGUGUUGCGGCCCGAAAAGACCCGCUUUGACGCCUUCCGCUCCAUUUUCCCGGCUGGCACGGUGUCCGGUGCGCCCAAGGUGCGCGCUAUGCAGCUCAUCGCCGAGCUGGAGGGUGAGAAGCGCGGCGUCUAUGCCGGCGCCGUUGGCUACUUCGGCUACAAUAGUGCCAACGCGGACGGCUCGGCUGAGAUGCCCGGGGCGAUGGACACAUGCAUUGCGCUGCGGACGAUGAUGGUCAAAGAAGGGGUGGCGUACCUGCAGGCUGGUGGUGGUAUUGUAUUCGACUCGGAUCCGUACGACGAGUAUGUGGAAACGCUGAACAAGCUGGGCGCCAACAUUGCGUGUAUCCGUGGGGCGGAAGCGAAGUACCUGAGCAUGGAGGCGAAUGCUUCUAUCUAA